AUGGAUUACCGUCAAGAUUCGGCACUAUCGGAGUCCGAAAAUCAUGUCGACGACAUCAGAAGGUUCUGGUACUACGGCAAUGUCAUCGGUCACGUUCUCAAUGUACGUCCCGCAUUUGACGAUGCCAUGCAGCUGGCAAGUCCAAUUAAAAAAGGGAGAAAUCCAAAGGGUCCCGAGAUAGUCAAAGGAGGCAGAGGCAAAGGCAGAGGACAAGGCAAUCGACCCCCCAAAGCUACUAAACCAACGAAAACUACCACGACUACCACAACAACAAGACGCACCAAACCUUCCAAAACUACGAAAACAAAACGCACGAAAGCUACCAAAACUACCACAAAAUCACGACGCACCAAAACUAAAAAAACUAAAAAACCUACCAAGCGUCCUAAGACUACAACUCGGAGUCAAGAUAUAUAUGAACCUGAAAUGCCUGAUUCUGCGCCGGUCUAUUCCACUGAAUGUCAUUCACAAGAAAAAGAAGUAGAAGAGACAAAAGAGGAAGAAGAAGAAAAAGAAGAAGGAAAAGAAAAAGAAGAAGGAGAAGAAAAGGAAGAGGAAGAAGAAAACGAAGAAGAAGAAGAUGAUUGUUGAAAUUUGCCAGCAAUAUACAAAGAUGAGAUAAUUUCGUGGAAUGUUCUUGUUUCCAUUUGUUUUUGUUUG
Leguminivora glycinivorella is the source of this 660-nucleotide messenger RNA. Its product is annotated as bromo and FHA domain-containing protein DDB_G0267958-like. The record is from RefSeq and is a predicted model, not a curated record. NCBI's taxonomy places the organism in Eukaryota, Metazoa, Arthropoda, Insecta, Lepidoptera, Tortricidae. The transcript is spliced from 5 exons. Bases 1 to 591 code for a protein of 196 amino acids.